AUGUCCCCAUACCGGCUUGUAUUUGGGAAAAUGUGCCAUCUACCUGUGGGGGUGGAACAUCAAGCCUACUGGGCAGUGAAGAAAAUUAAUAUGAAUACCGAGGCUGGAGCUGCAGAGAGGAGAAUGCAGCUACAAGAGCUUGAAGAACUCUGUCUGGACGCCUAUGACUCUGCCAUGUGGUACAAGGAAAAGACUAAGAUGUGGCACGAUAAGAACCUUCGCAAGAAGGAACUCAAGGUGGGUCAAAAGGUACUGCUAUUCCAAUCCAGACUGAAAUUGAUGCCAGGAAACCUUAGGUUAAGGUGGAUAGGCCAUUACACCAUUGUCGCCAUCCGAACGAAUGGAGCAAUCGAACUCCAAGGAAGAGAUCCAGAUUCGCCUACCUUCAUGGUGAAUGGUCACAAGGUAAAACCGUACAGAGAAGGAAUGGAGGCAUUCGUGGUGGACGACCUUCCACUACUCAUGCCUAACUCUUGCCAGUAA
Molecule: messenger RNA, 483 nt
Organism: Salvia splendens (bonfire salvia)
Lineage: Eukaryota; Viridiplantae; Streptophyta; Magnoliopsida; Lamiales; Lamiaceae
Exons: 1
Coding region: 1-483 (160 amino acids)
Source: RefSeq, a predicted model, not a curated record